UGUCGUUUGGGGAUAAUCCAUUCUUUUGAUUUCUUCUCCAACAUUCUGAACACACAGUAAUCUGGAGAAAACUACCCCUCCAAAAUGAAAUCAAUCACCCUAAACUGCCAUCACUGCGCGCGAUUGCGCUCUGCUGUUUCAAUAAUUCCCCCAGCUAUGCGGUUUAUUACUUCGUCCUUCCCGUUUAAUCCUUCCUCACUUCGGAAUAUUCCUCAAAUUCCUCUCGUUGCAUUUGCAAAGAAGAAAAACUCUGGCUCGGAGCCAGUUUUGAGUCCUUCUAUUACUGAAGAAGUAUUUAUGGAUGACGACCUAGACGACGACAUUCUGCUUCAUGAUGAGUUGCUAGAUGAUGAUGGUUAUUUUGAUGACGAGUAUUUUGAAGAAGAGGCUGAACCAUCGGUAGGGGAUGGAGCUGGAGGUGGUGGAAUCUCACUUGCUGGAACAGAAUGGGAUAAAAAAGCCUUCAAAAUUGCUGAAGAAGUCUGUCUUUCAUUUGACGGGGAACUCGGUAUAUAUGCAUUUAGGACGCAGCUAAAUGCCACUAUUAAAGUUCGCAUAGAGAGACUUACUAACAAGUCUGGCUCUCCCAACAUGACAGAUAUUGAAGAUUUCACAACAGCAUAUAGAAUGCGGCUUGAUGAAGCCGAAGCUACUGGAGAUAUUCCUCAAAAUAUCUCUCUAGAGGUGUCUUCGCCGGGCGUUGAAAGGGUUGUCCGGGUCCCUCAAGAUCUCGAACGGUUUAAGGAUCGUAACUUAUAUGUGAAGUACAUAGCAGAAGUGACAGAUAGUGGUUUGUCACCGGAGGUUGAUGGCGUCUUUAGGCUUAUUUCUUACGAUACAGAAACGAGCUGCUGCACAUGGGGUUUAGCAGAUGUAAGGGUGAAUAGAGAAAAAUCUGGGAAGGGAAGGCCACUUAGCAAAAAGCAGAAAGAGUGGAGAUUGAACACUCCUUUGGAUUCACUACGGUUAAUUCGAUUAUUUUCUGAUAUGUAAAAAAUCACUCCUUUGGAUUCACAAAUGUACUUGUAUGAAAAGUUGCUUUUCGAGAUGA
Molecule: messenger RNA, 1051 nt
Organism: Salvia hispanica
Lineage: Eukaryota; Viridiplantae; Streptophyta; Magnoliopsida; Lamiales; Lamiaceae
Biological process (GO): ribosomal small subunit biogenesis
Source: RefSeq, a predicted model, not a curated record